AUGGCUAGAAUAGGAAGGAGAGGAAAGGGUCCUAAAGAAUCGGCUGUCAGGUUGGACGGUGAUGGCGAUGACACGCCUUCUAAAUUACUUUCAUCGAUGUUGAAGACGCUAAAUUUGUCAUUUGAGCGAGAUAUUGGGAUGCUUGAUGGGAGAUCCGUGAGAACUGUACCGCCAAGGAAGACUUUAGUGGAAUUACAGGAGCAAUUGGAUGGGUUGAAUAAAUUAUUUGGAGAUAUUGUGAAAAGUGAUCAAGAGACAAUCGACGCCAUUGUCAAGAUAAGGAAUUCUAAAAACAAAGAACGAGAUUCGAAGAAACAGAAACAAUUUGAUCUUCCGAAGGGCCCAAAGGCUCAACAACAACGAUUGAAGAGUUUGCCAACAGGUCCUGCGGCAUUAGUAAAAUCAGAGACUAGUAAAGAAUCGUCAAACGAUGCAGAUCAAUCUGUCUCUAGUGUUGGUAAUCUAAUAGAAUCCAAACCAUUACUUACAAAUGGUAAUUCAAAUGAGAAAUUAAAUGAUAUUUCCCAAGAUGUACAAUUGAAGGAUAAUAAAGAAAAAGAACUCUCAACUGUAAUAUCAACGCCGCUUGAGUCAAAUGAUCGAGAGGCGAGAAUAGAUUUAGACGUCGAUCCUGAAAAGCAAGAUGAAUUAGAAAGAGAGCCAAACAAAGUAGAGUCAUUGACAGUGCAUGAUGCUUCUGAAAAAUCGAAGAAAAGGUCAGUAUCUCCCACCGGCGCCAGUUCAAACGAACCUAAUUUAAAGAAACCAAGAUCUGAAGAAGGUGCACAAAAACACACUCUUGACACACAUAUAAUGGAAAAUGAUCCAUCAGUAAAGAAUCCCAAGUCUGAAUUUGUCGUUUCGCAAACCUUACCUCUGGCGGCUGCAGCAUUGGGAUUAUUUAAUGAAGAAGGGUUGAAAAGUACAGGUGAAGAUUUUUUGAAAAAGAAAUAUAAUGUUGCUAGUUAUCCAACAAACGACCUGAAGGAAUUACUUCCUGGUGAACUUCCUGACAUGGAUUUUUCUUGUCCCAAACCCACGAAUCAAAUUCAAUAUAGUACAUUUUUGACCUCUGUGGAGAACUUCUUGAAAUAUUUAACAGAAGAAGAUGCCAAAAUAUUGAAAGAAAAAUAUAUUAUACCUAAUGUUUUGCAAAUGGAUAAGACAUAUGACCCUGAAGUGACACCUUUCGUUAUACCCAAGUUAGGGCCAUUAUAUAGUCAUGUUUGGUUUAAAGAAGAUGAUAAUAAGAAUAUCGCCAACACGUCACCACCGCCACUAAACGAUCCUUCAAGCAUAUUACCCAAAAAGAGUGCGGGUGACAUUAAUGAUGAUAUGUUGGAAUCGGAAGAAAUUUCUUGUGGUCCCCUGGUAUCAAGAUUAUUAUCGGCUAUCUUAAAGGAGGAUAAUGUAUCUGUGCAUGCGACUCCCAAUAGUAUCAAGAAGGAACAAGAAGAUGGGAGUGAUAAUGAAAUGAAAGAUAUGGAUGAUUCUAAAUCAAUAACGAGUGUCCAAACACCAAAUACUGAAGCAGAUGAUGAGAUGCUAAACCGUUUAAUUAAAAAUGGUACCACGAGUUCGUUGCCAAACGCUGAGGAUUGGGAGAUCAAUAAUGUUAAUUUGGAUUACCCAACUUUUGAAGAAAGGUUGAAAAGGGAGCUCAAAUAUGUGGGUAUUUAUAUGAAUAUGCCUAAGGAUGAAAACUCUGAUAAGGAUGAUUUAGAUUGGAUCACUGGACGAGAAGACGAUGAAAUUAGUGCGGAGUUAAGAGAAUUACAAAACUCUUUAAAACAGGUCACUGCAAGAAAUCAAAAGAGGAAACAUAUAUUGAUCCCACUGUUAGAAAGGCAAUUGGCAUGGCAAGAAUAUUCAUCAAUCUUGGAUGAUCUUGAUAAGCAGAUUGAUCAAGCUUACAUUAAGAGAAUAAGAGUACCCAAGAAAAGGAAGAAGCAUCACGGUUCUGGAAGUGUGGUCGGCAAUUCGGGAUCCGCAUCCCAACUUGCACAACAGAAGGCGGCUAAUUCAAGUCUUAAAGCCCUACUUGAUAAGAGACAAAGAUGGAUGGACAAGAUCGGUCCUCUUUUUGAUAAGCCUGAAAUAAUGAAACGUAUACCCAAGGACUCUGUAUUUAAGAACAUGGACCAAGAGAACGAUAAUGAUAAUGAGGAAGAAGAUGAAGAAGAAGAUACUGAUGUGUUUGAUCAGAACGGCAACAACAAGGACGUGGAGUUGGCUGAAAACCAAUAA
Molecule: messenger RNA, 2247 nt
Organism: Naumovozyma castellii
Lineage: Eukaryota; Fungi; Ascomycota; Saccharomycetes; Saccharomycetales; Saccharomycetaceae
Gene: NGG1
Product: histone acetyltransferase NGG1
Exons: 1
Coding region: 1-2247 (748 amino acids)
Source: RefSeq, a predicted model, not a curated record